AAACCAAACCUGUGACAGCCCUCAACUGUGCGACCCAAAGGCGAAUGCGAUUACCAGGGAAAUACGCUUUUAAAUGCCGUAUUUCUCAAGUAACCACCUUUCUUGAGGACUAAUACUCCGGGUUGCGUCCGAGCUGUCUAUUUGACUUUAUAUGCAUCUGUGUGAAGCCUGUGUAAAAGCCACCACAAGCUCUUGUGUUAGCUCGCUUGCUAGUCAGCCUUUGUUCCACAUCCAGACCAGUGUGGCCAUCCUUUAGGAUUCAGCCUUCAGCUCCUGCAUGCCAACUUCGUAUAUAAUUAUUCUCGCAAAUGAAACUCGUUGUAUCGUUGGCGCCGUUGUACGUGGACUUUGUUUUGGGAGAAAUCUAGCUUGCGUAUGAAUUGCGUCUUGGCUCGGUCUUGCACAGGUUGCGAUGGAGCAAUGCGCGGCUCCGCAGCUCGAGGGCUCAAGCACACGGGCUUCACCUCCAGACCCAGUGACGUGUCCUGAGAGCCCAGCGGGAAGCACUGGAGGGCACGCCGGGGAGACCGUCAAGGAUGCGUACGAGUGUCGGAUUUGUGGUUAUAAAGCGCUAGACGUUAAAUGCCUCAGUCAACAUCUGCACGCCGCUCAUCCAGUCACGAGCCUUUCGGACUCGAUCUCGGUAAGGAUUGAAGAAGAUACACCAGAACAGGCGCGUGGCAAAGGUGUGCAUGAUGGGGAGACACCUUGCUUAAAUGGUGAACUAAACUCACGACUGGAAAAGAGCCCUGUCAAGGAUAGACCAAUCACCCAUGACGAAUCUGAAUCUGCUUCACUUCAGAACCCUGAAGAUUCAAAUGAGACCUUAUCUUCCAUGGAGGCCCAAGAAGAAGAAGAGAGGAUGGAAUUCUCGCCUGCCCCCAAAGCCACUGAGAGCUUAACGCCUGUAUUACCUCAGGAGAAGUUCCCUUGCUCUUCAAUGUCUAAGCAGGCUUGCCAAAAGAGGCAAAAUGCCUCCUCUUGCACAUCGACCCACAACAAAACUAACCUGGUCUGUCUCCCAUUGGUAUCAGAUGGAUUAAAACUUAUUUGGGUGCGCUCUGAGCAGAUCCAUGAGCUGGAUGCUGUGUCAGAACUUGUGGAAGCAUUUAACGAAUUCCCAUACCCUACGCCACAGGAGGCAAGUGCUCUAGCUCGAAGAUGUGCAUUACCACCAGAGCGGGUUAAAGCAUGGUUCAUGAUGCAACGGGUACGCUACGGAAUCAGCUGGGGUGACGACGAUAUCCAGGAAACACGACGCAAGCUGUGGUGCAUUCAGAAGAGAAAGGUAGUAGAGGAAUGUGUGGAACUAAACGAUGAGGAGGAUGAGCUGCAGGAUAUUUCAGGAAAUGAGAGGAACCUAGACAGACAGCAGCAGGCAGAUAAACCGCCACCCGUAGCCGAGGCCCAUAUUUAUCAGAGAGACCACACCCCCAAACCCAGCCACACUGUUCCUCAGCACAGCACCAGUGACCAGCACCGCUUUGAUGUUAGUCAGUACAAUAAAACUGCCCAAUCCAACAAUGGUGUUCAGCAGUUGUUCAAUUCUAAUGUUGUGUACAAUAAUGGUGUUCAGCUCUCAUCCCAAGUUCCACAAUUUAUUACUCAGUUCCAGACUAACAGUAGAAACUUAACCCCUCAUAAUACUGGAGUCCAACUCAUUGAUGCCCAUGGACAAUCACAAUACAUGAUUAUGAAUAACCAACACUCGGCAGCUCCGUACCAUUCAGGACCACACCAACUUUCUGAGCUUUCAAAGUCUUUGCACAGCCUUCCGGGGAAGAAAUCUAAAGCUCAGCUGAUGACCCUGCGCCGCAGUUUUGUUCGGAAGUCAUGGCCCACUGACGCAGAAGUCGAACGCCUUCAGGGAGCGACCGGACUGAAUCGCCGUGAAAUUCGGAAAUGGUUUGCCGAUAGCCGCUAUCAGCUUCGCAGGAAUGGCCGGGCUUGGAUAGCCAAGCUUGCAAAGCUGAAUCGGUCAUUUCAACAAACUCAACAGAACUCUCAGAGCGAGCUGCAGAAUGAUGUUUUACCUAGUGGGAGUUUCUAUAGCAACAGUGAGGUUGCAAACACUGAGGUGGGCUUUGAGGUUGAUGUGGGUGAUGAUGACGAAGAGGGGGCAGACAACCAAUCGGUUGAGACCAGAGAAGAAGUAAGUGAUGAAGGCGAGUUCGAUGAUGGCAAUGCUUCCAUUCAACAAAACCCUGCAGACCGCUCCCCCUCUCCUUCCGCUCCUUCUCCAUCAUCAUUCACGCAUGGCCGGGUAGAAUCCAGUGUGCGACUUCGUAAAAAGACAAGGGAACAGUUGGAAAUUUUGAGACAAAGCUUCCUUCGCUGCCAGUGGCCCACAAGUGAUGACUACAUGAUUCUGCAGCAGAAGACGGGCCUUACGCGGACAGAGAUUAUCCAGUGGUACGGAGACACUCGUUACCACAUCAAACACAAUCAGAUGCGCUGGAUGACUUCACAGGAGAGACAACGCAUCAUAGAAGUCAUAACCCAACAGCAGAAAAGGGGCGGGAAGUAUUCACGUGCCAGGGUCUUGAUGGAGGGCAUGGGCUCCGGGUUGAGUUUGGGGGAUUCUUCUUUAAUUAAUGGAGGUGGAGGAGGCGAAACAGCAACAUGGGAUGACCUCUUUAGGGGAAGUACCCCAGUUCUGCCCUAG
This is a messenger RNA of Myxocyprinus asiaticus (Chinese sucker), 2665 nucleotides long. RefSeq names its product homeobox and leucine zipper encoding b (gene homezb). Gene Ontology annotation, biological process: regulation of transcription by RNA polymerase II. The transcript has 2 exons. Lineage: Eukaryota; Metazoa; Chordata; Actinopteri; Cypriniformes; Catostomidae. The coding region runs from base 413 to 2665 and encodes 750 amino acids. Gene Ontology annotation, molecular function: DNA binding; DNA-binding transcription factor activity, RNA polymerase II-specific. Gene Ontology annotation, cellular component: nucleus. The record is from RefSeq and is a predicted model, not a curated record.